Messenger RNA from Pyrus x bretschneideri (Chinese white pear), 737 nucleotides. Its product is annotated as protein TERMINAL FLOWER 1-like. Gene Ontology annotation, cellular component: nucleus; cytoplasm. The coding region runs from base 92 to 610 and encodes 172 amino acids. Gene Ontology annotation, biological process: vegetative to reproductive phase transition of meristem; negative regulation of flower development. The transcript has 4 exons. Lineage: Eukaryota; Viridiplantae; Streptophyta; Magnoliopsida; Rosales; Rosaceae. The record is from RefSeq and is a predicted model, not a curated record.
UUAGCUCCUCCUGAAUUGACUUAUCCAUUAAUCUUUUCUUUUUACACUCUCUCUUCUCUCUCUCUCUCUCUCUCUCUCUCUCUCUCUUAAAAUGAAAAAAGCCUCGGAGCCUCUGGUUGUUGGGAGAGUGAUAGGAGAUGUUCUUGAUUCCUUCACUGCAACAACAAAAAUGUCUGUCACUUACAACACCAAGCUAGUCUGCAAUGGACUUGAGCUCUUUCCUUCUGUUGUCACAGCCAAACCUAGAGUUGAGAUUCAAGGAGGGGAUAUGAGAUCUUUCUUUACUUUGGUGAUGACAGACCCAGAUUUUCCUGGCCCUAGUGAUCCUUAUCUAAGGGAGCACCUGCACUGGAUUGUGACAGACAUUCCAGGCACCACAGAUGCCACAUUUGGAAGAGAGGUGGUGAGUUAUGAGAUGCCGAAGCCCAAUAUUGGCAUCCACAGGUUUGUGUUUGUUCUCUUCAAGCAGAAUCGAAGACAAUCAAUCAACACACCUUCCUCGAGGGAUCACUUCAGCACUCGAAGCUUCGCGGCUGAAAAUGACCUGGGUCUUCCUGUCGCUGCCGUCUACUUCAACGCGCAGAGAGAAACUGCAGCUAGAAGACGCUAGCUAGUAGCUCUACCCAGAACUCCUCCAUCCAUUAUCCAUAUAUAUGUUAAAUAAAGGCUUCUUUAUAGAUAGGCUAUUGUAACUCUUGUUUCCCGAUAACCUAAAUUUUAACUUGUUAUUACAAAUU